Messenger RNA from Phaeoacremonium minimum UCRPA7, 843 nucleotides. Its product is annotated as putative copper amine oxidase protein. The record is from RefSeq and is a predicted model, not a curated record. The transcript has a single exon. Gene Ontology annotation, biological process: amine metabolic process. Bases 1 to 843 code for a protein of 280 amino acids. NCBI's taxonomy places the organism in Eukaryota, Fungi, Ascomycota, Sordariomycetes, Togniniales, Togniniaceae. Gene Ontology annotation, molecular function: quinone binding; primary methylamine oxidase activity; copper ion binding.
AUGCAUGAGCAGGACAAUGGUAUUCUGUGGAAGCACACGAUUGCCAAAACAGAACGUGCCGUCGUGGCGCGUAUGCGUGAGCUAGUCGUGCAGUUCGUUGUUACACUCGGUAAUUAUGAGUACGUGUUUGCAUACAAGCUGGACCAGGCCGGUGGUAUCACGCUCGAAACCCGCGCCACUGGCAUUGUCAGUGUAGUCGCCAUCGAUUAUGGGAAGAAGAGCCAGUACGGUACUGUGGUGCAGGACGGUGUCCUGGCACAGAAUCACCAGCAUCUUAUUGCUGUACGCAUCGAUCCUGCCAUCGACUCAUACGCGGAGGGCGACACUGGAGUCGUGGUGGAGGAGAGCAAAGCCAUGGAGAUGAACGAGAAGACUAAUCCAUUCGGGAAUGCGUAUGAAGUUGUGCGUACGCCAGUGGAGAAAGCAGGAUGGUUUGAUGCGGAGCCGAAGCUGAACAGGAAAAUCACGAUGGUCAACUGGAACAAGACAAAUAAGCACAGCGGCAGGUAUAUUGGCUAUAAAUUCAUGCCAGAGCCAACACAGCUUAUCCUUGCAGACCCUAGAUCAAGGGUUGCGAAGCGCGCUUUGUUCGCACAACACCAUGUUUGGGUGACGGGACACCGUGAUGAUGAACUUUGGGCUGCCGGGGAGUUCACAAAUUUGAGCAAACACGAGGUAGGCGGUGUAGCAGACAUGGUUAACAGAGGAGACUGGUUUCUCGACUCCCUUGAAAUCGGCGUCAACAAGGACAACGAUGCUAAAGCUCGGAAGAGCAGUCCUGUCAUAUGGAAUGUAUUUGGUCUUACACAUAACCCACGCGUGGAGGAUUGGCCAGUAAUGUAA